Tetrahymena thermophila SB210 is the source of this 1881-nucleotide messenger RNA. Its product is annotated as Serine/Threonine kinase domain protein. The record is from RefSeq and is a predicted model, not a curated record. Gene Ontology annotation, molecular function: ATP binding; protein serine/threonine kinase activity. Gene Ontology annotation, cellular component: cytoplasm; nucleus. Gene Ontology annotation, biological process: signal transduction; peptidyl-serine phosphorylation; endocytosis. The transcript has a single exon. NCBI's taxonomy places the organism in Eukaryota, Ciliophora, Oligohymenophorea, Hymenostomatida, Tetrahymenidae.
AUGAUAGGAGGGCAAUAAGAGAGAUUAAAGUAAGAGUAAAUUAGGGAGAACAUAGAAUAGCUAGUAAUAAUAAAAAAAGAGUUAAGGAAUUAUCCUCAUCUAGAAGUUAUUGAAAAAAUAGGUUAAGGUUCAUUUGGUGAUAUUUUUAAAGUCUGGGAUAGCAAGCGCGCUAGAUGGGCUGCCAUGAAAUUUGAAAAAAAAGACAAGAAGAAUAGAUACUCUCUCAUCAAGAAGGAGGCUUAGAUUAUGAUAUAAGUGAAGGGUUCAAAAUAUUUUGCUGUUCUUUAUGACAGUCGUUUCAGCGAGUUAUCUACUUAUAAUUUUAUUGAAAUGUCAUUUUUGGGUCCAAAUUUGGAAAGUUUGAAGAAGAGAAUGAACGGAAAGUUCAAUUUAAGAACAGUUUUACUUAUAGCUAACUAGAUGAUUUCAGGGCUAUAAGUCCUUCACGAAAAAGGUAUUAUUCAUCGUGACAUUAAGCCAGAAAAUUUCGUUAUAGGCAGUGAAGGAUAUCAUCAUCAAGUGUAUAUCAUAGAUUUUGGGUUAUCAAAAUAUUACAUAGAUGAAAACAAAAAUCAUAUUGAGCAAAAAACUAAUAAAGGUCUAGUUGGCACUGCAAGAUAUACGAGUAUAAAUUCUCAUCUUGGAUUGGAAUAGAGUAGAAGAGAUGAUAUGGAAAGUUUAGCGUAUUUACUUCUUUACUUUGCCAAGGGAACUUUAGUUUGGUAAAAUCUUUAAUUCAAAGAAAAGGAAGAGCGUUUUAAGAAAAUAGCUGAAUUAAAGUAAACUACUCCACAUGAACACAUGUGCAGGGGACUACCUAAAUAGUUUCAUGAAUUUUUAAACUUAGUAAAGUCAUUAACAUUCGAAUAAACGCCUGAAUACGAUCGCUAUCGUUCUUUAUUUUCUUCAUGCUAUAAUUAAAGUUUCUCAACUCCAGAAAGCUAAUCAUGUUACGAUUGGUGUCCUAAAAAUUGCAGUCUUUAGGCAAAAUUAAUGAAUAAGGCAGUCUCAACAAAAAAUUUACAAGAUACUUCACCACAAAACAAUCCUUUUAAUAGUAGCAAGAAUAUUUAAAAUCAAAACACAUUAGGAAAUUCUUAGAAAUAGCAAAUUCCAAGCACUCCAUAAAUAAUAGAUCAAAAAUAAAUUUCUUAAACUAUGAUCUAAUAAGAUAAAAAGUAAAAUUAAAUUGAGGUUCCUCAAACUAAAACCACUGUAGGAAUAGUCAAUAGUUUAAGUAAUGUUCAAAAUGGAAUGACUUAGAGUAAAAACGGAGCAGUAUCAAGCAAAAAUUUAAUACCUUAAAAUAAAAAUGAUAGCGAUUUGUUAGCAAUUUUAAAUAAGUAAGUAAGCAAUGAAGUCUACAAAAAGUAAUUAGACAAUUAUGACAAUAAUGACGAUGAUAAUAUAGAUGAUAUCCCUGUUUCUGAAUUUAGGUAAGGUGAAAGAAAGCGGAUACCUAUUUUCAGAACUGAAGAUAACUUCUCAAAGCAUCAGUAGCAUGCAUUUAGUCAAUUAAACUUAGCUUUGUCAGUAAAUAAUUAAAAUGAUGAUAAAAUUAACACAUCAAACAACCUAGAAGCUCAAAAUUAUAAAACUCCUUAUUUAAAAAAGACUCACAGCUUCGAAGGGAAAAUAGGUUUAGAAAACAGUUCUGCAGGCAACAAAGCCUUAAUAAAUCAUAUAACGAGUUAAAACAUUAAUUUAUAAACUCCAAAUCAUCUUUUAGUUCAACCAUUUUCAAACAGUAAUAUAAUAAACAAAGAUAGUUCUUAAUAUCCAAAUAACUGGUCCAACGAAUGGAAUUCAGAAUAAGAUGAAAAAGUAUAAGUGUAAUCUGUUAUGCCUUUCAACCCUUCUAACAAUUAGUAAUAUUUUUGA